Molecule: messenger RNA, 2452 nt
Organism: Contarinia nasturtii (swede midge)
Lineage: Eukaryota; Metazoa; Arthropoda; Insecta; Diptera; Cecidomyiidae
Exons: 4
Coding region: 110-2026 (638 amino acids)
Source: RefSeq, a predicted model, not a curated record
UUUCGUUAAAAAAAAAAAACUUUUUGUUUGUCGUUUGUUCUCUUUCUGCAAAAUUAGUGCGCUAAAAUAAACAAAUAGAAAAUAGCAUAUAGACUGUUUACAUUCAAAAAUGUCAUUGCAGCAGAUCAAACUCAAUUAUUGUGCGCAAUGCAAACAAAUUGACAAAGAACGCGUUUUUAAUUGUCGUUGGUUGAACUUAAGUUUUUGUCGCAUAAAUUGUUUGAAGCGAUUUUACGAUCGAGUCGCGUCAAUGUGUGAUAUCUGCAAAAGCAGUUUCACUGAUUACAAUCGAAUUCAUUUGCGUGAUGAUGUGACCAACACAAAUUUAUUCACAUUUAUUUGUGAUGAAUGUUUUGAACAACGCAAAUCGCUGCUCACCCAAUGUCAUUGCUGUUCGAAUGUAUGCUACAAGUCUGGUAAUACACCGAUUGCAAAUGAUACAUCGGAGACAUCAUCAAAGUCACCUUGUGGAGCAUUGGAGUUGACUGGAGUUGGUUUGAUUUCAAAAUUCGUUUGCUCAAAUGAAUGUAAAAUAUUGUGCGAAAAAAAUGAAAAUCAAAAGCGCCGAGCGUUGGGUUUGUGCUCAGAAUGCGAAAAACAUGGUAAAUAUGCUCAGAUCAUUCACAAUGGAAUUAGUUUGGAGGUUUGCUCGGAAAAAUGCAUUGAAACACUUGAACAACGUCUUAGUAUAAAAAUUGCAAGCUGUUACAAAUGCGCAUCAAAGUUCUCAAUUGAUUUGAACUACGAACAUGUGAUCAGCGAAGGUUUUAGCCAGAAAAUAUUUUGUGGUAAAAAAUGUAUGCACAUACACUUGCGUGAAGAUAAGAAACAAGAGAUUCGUUGUUGUAUUUGUCGUCAUUUGAUCAGAUUUUACGAUGCAAUACGUCGCAUUCACGAUGAUCGUAUUUUCUGCUCGUUGCGAUGUUCUAUAGUGGCCGAAACCAAUAUUGAAUUGCUCAUGCGAAACGAUGAAUGGUGUCAUUUGAAAAUACUGGACUUAAAAUCGGCAAAUAUCGAUACCGAUUCUGAUGACUCACUCGAAGGUAGUUUUCAUAUUUCGGCAGAUGUUAUUCAGCCAAUAUUACCAGCAAUGGAUCAAAAUGUAAAUGAAAACGAAAAUGAAUGUCCAGACAACAAAAUUACGAUUUUAAAUCAAUGCACAAUAUAUGAUGAUAAUCUCGAAAGAUUAUUAACCGCACCCAAGUUACAAGAACGCGAACAUAUCACGAAAUGCAUCCAGUGUCAACAGGGCAUCAAGAAAACUCAGGCAUUUAUGCAGUGGGAUUAUCUGGAGUUUUGUGGAAUCCUGUGCUAUGAACUUUACAUGUAUGAUGGUCAUUAUAAGUGUGCUUCGUGUAGCGUUCAAUGUGGUCCAUGUAUUGGUCCAUAUAUUCGCAUCAUUGGCAAUCGACAGUAUUACUUUUGUGGCGAAAAGUGCGAGAAAACAUUUUUCGAUUUGAUGAAAUUCUGUCGAUUUUGUCGCAACAUAAUAACAUUCAUAAAUCAUCAGGAUGGAUUUUGUCAUUCAAAGUGCCGACAGCGAUUCCAACAACUCUAUGGAAAUGAUGAAAAUAUCACUGAAAAACCAUGUUAUCAAUGCAAAUCGAAAAAGACGGUGAGCUGCUCUCUAACGGUUAAUGCUGCUGUUUUUCAGUUUUGUUCAUUUCUUUGCUUCUUUCACACAAAAAUGUCCAAUGCACUGUUAACAGAACAAUGCAUCAUUUGCCAGAUGUACUUCGUUGAUGACACAUCGCAUGUGCUCCGUUACAAUGGCAAAUUGAAUUCAUUCUGUUCAAAAUCAUGUCAAGCACACUACAUCUACAAGUACAGCUUUUUGGAAACGUGUUCAAUUUGUCAACGACAAAAGUCAAAUUUCAACAUGCUCAAUUUAGUCACCAACGAUCUAAAGGUCCAAUUGAGCUACUGUUCACUUCAAUGUCUUCAGAUCAUCGACCAAACAACGCAGCUGAACCAUGCGUAUGAAUCGUGGAAUGAAAUACAAAAUAAAACGUCACUUCAACAUUAGAAUUAGGCAUUAUUAUGCUAUAUUUAUUUAUUGAAGUUCAACUAUCGAAAUAUCAAGAGAAAAAAAACAAGAAUUCGUUUUGUAACACUUUGUUAACUGUGAUCGUGUUAUUGAUUAACGAAAAUAAUAUCUCAACUGAAAUGAUUUUUUUUUUGGAAAAAUUAUAAGUGGGAUGCAAAUCCACAAAAGGUGUCCCUUUAAAAUAUUGCUAUGUAAAAGAGUCACAUAUAAAAAUCUUACGUGCGAUAUCAGACGAAGUGCCCGUAAGCGAUUCAAUUAAAUUUUUGAUAACAUUUUCUAUUAAUAAGAACAGAUAAGACUAGGAUCAUACAUUCCGUUUGAAACAGAAUAGUUUUGUAGCUUAAUUUAAGAAAUUGAUUUUGGAAAAAAAAAUCAUUUGAUUUACAUUUAGUGUCGUUUUUAAAA